Molecule: messenger RNA, 2854 nt
Organism: Lineus longissimus
Lineage: Eukaryota; Metazoa; Nemertea; Pilidiophora; Heteronemertea; Lineidae
Product: programmed cell death protein 6-like
Exons: 5
Coding region: 20-721 (233 amino acids)
Biological process (GO): COPII vesicle coat assembly
Molecular function (GO): calcium ion binding
Source: RefSeq, a predicted model, not a curated record
UCGGUCAAUCGCAGAAAUAAUGGCAAAUCCCAAUCCGUACGGUGGCUACCAGCAAGCCCCUGGUGGCUAUGGUGCACCACAAGGUCAGUAUGGUGCUCCUGGUGGAUAUGCAGCUCCAGGCCAAGCUCCGGGCGCGUAUGGCCAACCGGGUGGCUAUCCAGGUCAACCAGGGCCAGCUGCGUUUGGUGGACCACCAGGCUGCCCUGUUGGCAUUAGACCAGAGGUGUGGAAAUGGUUCACCUCGAUAGACACGGACGCCUCGCACAGACUGACUGUCCUUGAACUCCAGCAAGCACUGACCAAUUCCAACUGGUCACAUUUCAACGCGGAGACUUGUAGGCUAAUGAUAGGAAUGUUUGACAGAGAUCAAAGUGGAAGCAUCGAGCUAGCAGAAUUCCAACAGCUCUGGGACUAUAUUGUCCAAUGGAAGGGCGUGUUUGAUAGGUAUGACAGGGAUAGAUCGGGAUUUAUUGAACAUCAGGAGUUAUCACAGGCGUGGGCUGAGAUGGGCUACAGACUGAGCCCUCAGUUUUAUACCAUUGUCAUCAUGAAGUUCGAUCUUGAAGCCAGACGUCGCCUCAAAUUUGACCAGUUCAUCCAAGCAAGUGUGAUGCUGAAGUCCCUGACAGAUGCUUUCAAGGCCCGGGACAGGAAUAUGCAGGGGGUCAUCCAAGUUUCCUAUGAAGAUUUCAUGAGCAUGGUGAUGAUGAAUUGUCCUUAGAUCCCUCUAGAAUUUUCAGUGCCGACUUGGGAGCCUAGCAUUAAAUUGGUCACCAGUGCAUGUAUAAGCCUUCUUUUUACGAUAUUUUGACAGUCAAGCAAACUCUAAUACUGUCGGCACAUUAUUUAGUGGUUUUGUGAUAUUACAACUGCACAUGGGUAACUAACUUGCUGCAGAUCUGCACAUGGGUAACUAACUUGCUGCAGAUCGGCUCAUGGGUAACUAACUUGAUGCAGAUCUGCUCAUGGGUAACUAACUUUCUGCAGAUCUGCUCAUGGGUAACUAACUUUCUGCAGAUCUGCUCAUGGGUAACUGCAAUCUUCCCUAGUGUUAUUUUCAUGUAUCUGUCUUCUUACAUCCUGUGGUAAAUGGUCGGGGCAAGUUUGAAAGAUAUCGUCAAAAGACAGCACUGAUGGCCAGUUUCUUGCAAUUGACCUAUCAAAAGCCUCAGUACAUGAGCGCCGCCUAAACACGCCUAUUGAUUGGCUGAAUCGUAUGUGUAGAAAAUGUACACUGUUCAGACUGACCGAUCUCCCUAGUGGAUGAUCUGUAGGACAGCAGUUGGGUUAGAAUGGGUAUGAUGAAAAGCAUUGCUUGAUUAAAUAAAUGGGUUGAAUAAAUGAAAUAAAAAGAGAAUAUUAAAGGGAUUCUAUAGGAAGCGGCUAUUAAAGUAGGCAAAAUAAAGUUAAACAAAGUUGCCAAUAAGGGUCUCUCACAUCUCGCAAUACGUCGAUCCCAUUCAAUAUAUUUAGUGCUGAAUCUAAUAUGAUCCAGUACCCUUACUGCGUAUAUUAGUCACUUGAAGAUAGCCAAUUUAACCCCCAUGCUCCUACCUAUAGUCCCCCUUUAAAUCGAGGGGGAGGUGUGGGAUUUGAUCAGCUUCCUAAUUAUAGUACAUGUAACUUAUUUCAAUAGAAGAGCACGCAUUAUAAUUGUAUCAAUCAUGCAUCCGUGAAAAUUAUGAACUGAGUAUCGACAUCUCCUGGAAGUUUCGUUGUUAAAUUGAACCCUUUCACUGUGGCUGAUGUGCAUAGCUCGUCAUCAUGCGGGUGACGUGCAUGGCACGUCAUGUACAUGGCCCCAUGUUGUGUAGGUGACAUGCAUGGCACGUCAUGUACAUGGCCCCAUGUUGUGCAGGUGACAUGCAUGGCAUGUCAUGUACAUGGUCCCAUGUUGUGCAGGUGACAUGCAUGGCACGUCAUGUACAUGGUCCCAUGUUGUGCAGGUGACAUGCAUGGCACGUCAUGUACAUGGUCCCAUGUUGUGCAGGUGACAUGCAUGGCACGUCAUGUACAUGGUUCCAUGUUGUGCAGGUGACAUGCAUGGCACGUCAUGUACAUGGUCCCAUGUUGUGCAGGUGACAUGCAUGGCACGUCAUGUACAUGGUCCCAUGUUGUGCCCUUCUAAAAUAUUUGUUCACCAGCACUUGGUCGCAACCUCUCUACACACGCCAAAUGCACUCGGGAAUAAUUAGUUUCAUCCUAAUAGUAUAAAUUGCGACCCUUACGAAUAGUUUUGCCCGUUCAGUGACAACUUAGCUCUAAAGUUUAUUAUUGGUAUCGACUGUCGGCACUGGCAGAAAAAUGGCUGCGCUGGGAGAAAAAUGGCUGCCGCAGCGAAAGGGUUGAAGAGAAGAUUUAAGUUGUUUCUCGGUACACACUGUAUCAUUUAUAUCAUGUGCUAUUGCUAGUGCUAUUAUGUGCAUUUCCUAUUUGCCAAAAUAUUGAGUUGUAGAUUAUCAUAUAGCUUCAUGUACAUAUACAGUGGAACCCCGGUCGGCGACCACCUCAGUAACGCGACCACCCCGCGAACACGACCAAAAUUCUCCGGUCCCGAAUGGUUUUCUCUCUAAUUCCCAUUAACUGGCCCUCGCUAACACGACCACCCCGGUACCCAAACCGCGACCACCAGCUUGGUCGGUCCCAAACUGCAAAUUAACCCCGCUAACGCGACCAUGAGGCCUAAUUGCCGUAAUCAACCAUGACCGCAUCGUAUCAAUUGGCACCUUCUCGCAAAUCCGUGUUGAUAGUUAGCACCUCGAACACAAUGACCAUGGGAAUCCAUAUGAAAAUAAAUGAUGUGUAAGUGAGUUUGAUCAAAUGUAAGCGCAAAUAAAAUGAAGAAUAAACUUUC